Paramacrobiotus metropolitanus is the source of this 4679-nucleotide messenger RNA. RefSeq lists its product as uncharacterized. NCBI's taxonomy places the organism in Eukaryota, Metazoa, Tardigrada, Eutardigrada, Parachela, Macrobiotidae. The record is from RefSeq and is a predicted model, not a curated record. Gene Ontology annotation, molecular function: protein binding. The transcript is spliced from 4 exons. The coding region runs from base 553 to 2211 and encodes 552 amino acids.
AACGGUAGCAUCACAAUUAGGACGGAUUGUCAGUGGCACUGUUUAAUCAUAGUAUUAUUGUUGUCAGCAUAAGUCACUCCUAAUGUGUGCAUAUCUGCUCAUUUUACGCUUUGAGCCAGGUGCACGCUUUAUGGGACGAGAAUUCAGCACAUUAACGUCUAACCGAUAUUGCGGAUACAAUUUACCCAAAUGUAAUGGUUCUGCCCUACAAACGUCUCGGAAAUGUCCGGAAGUGGGAAACGGUCCUGAAUUAAGCACUUCUAAUGCUUGAAGCUUUCCAUUUGGUUCGAUUUAGGUUAUUAUUUCUGUGCGCAUGAUUCCCCACGCUAUGGGAUGCGCAGAUGGGGGAUAACUCCAUCCAGUGCCAGUACUUUUAAAGGUCCAAAUAACUUUCUGAUUUAGUCACAGUUUUACAAAUCAGUAACCGCAAUUCCAGUAAUGACAGUCUUCGAUCAUGCGCGUAUCGUUCCAGGAAUUUAAUAACUUUGCUUAAAAUAUUUCUGUGCCUCUGCGCCAGAGAUUUUUCUCCUCCUUAUCCAGAGCGUCCUAACCAUGUACCUGUACAACAACGGCGAACGGUCGGUGUGUGCAUGGAAUGCUAUCGAUGUGAAGAUGCACGGUUUCCUGCAGCACGGUCACGUCAUUGGCCUGGAGCAUGGCGGAGAUAGAGAAGGGCGUCUUAUCGUGGAUUUUGGGUGUCCAGAGCAGCGGUCCGUGCUGGUAGAUUGCGGGCAGGCAUUCGGCUGCUUCACCCAUCCAGGCUAUAGCUCGACUGUCCGACCGCUUCAGGGAGCUGUUGUGGAGGUACUAUUAUUUGAUCGUCCCGAUCAUCCAUGGAAGUGGUAUCCCGGGAGAAUUCUCAUCGAUUGUUUUGCCCACAUGCGGGAUUAUGCGCGGGUGGAGGUGAUAAUGCCUGAACAGCGUUGGGUCGAAAUAGUGCCCGACAAGCAGAUCCGGCUGCCGCUCGCGGAGAACAAACGGUCGCGCCGGCGUCUGGCAUCCAGUGAUUUCCAAAUACGGACGUGUAUUCUGCCGCACGGCUACUGGAUUCUCCAGCCUUGCCUAGUCGCCAAAUUAAUCCGUGCCAUGGAAGACAGAUUCUCUUUGCGGUUUACUCGCGUGUUCAGCCAGGAAAUGCACUACAUCCGGCGGCGCGCACACGGUUUGAUAAAGGACAUUACGAUCACGAGGUUUUUCGAAAAGAAGAAACGGGAAUUCGUACUGUCCAGCCAUGAUUUCUCUGAAGAUUCGAACCGUCUGGACGAAGUGACCAGUGAACCAGAGCGGAAUAAGCGGGCCAGUGAGGAUGAUGGCGAUCUGGCAGCGUUGCCAGUAGAACUCAUGAAAGAGGUCUUCCUGUCGUUGGACACGAUCGACCGACAGCGCUGCCGCCGCAGCUGCCGCGGAUGGGAACGAAUUCUCACUUUGACGGAGAUGUGCCGAGAUGUUCGCGUCAAUGUACUGCGUCCGCAUCCGGCCGUUUCAUCGCGACCGGAGGGAGAGUGGCAUCGGUAUCUGGCCUUGUACAGUUGCAUCUUCAAGUACAUCACACCAGCAACGCAGAGCAUUUGUAUCGGGGACACCGAAGUGCGUUGCGGUGAUAUAGACACUUUCAGGAAGAGCAAUCAAGCUUUGACCUUGAUUAAAGGCGUCUUGAACGAAGCCGGCAGUCGUGUUCACCGCUUGGUCGUGCAGCAUCGGUCUCUGAUGGUCAUUCCGUGUGGAUACGAGUUGCUGGAGUUGCCUAUGGUGUUCGCUGAAAUGGCCGCGCACUAUGCGGGACUGGCCAACUGUUGUGAUCGUUUGAUUUGGACAGAUUAUUCCCUGAAAUAUGGAGACGUUGGCAAAGCGACAGCGGAAUUUGCCAUUCCGUUGGCGGUCUUCGUCCUGGUGAAUGUGGACGAAACGCUGAUGUGGAACGUGUUUGAGGAGCAUGUGUUGGGCAGUGGAAUGCCGUUAAAUGUGGAGCGCAUCGCCCACUGCAUAGGCGGUUGCGCAGGGAAGCGUGAUAAGGCUUGGAUGGUCAAAAAGAUUCUAAAGAAUUGUCAAACCGGAGAUCCACGACCCUCUGCUCACUAUCGCGGAAUCAGGUGGACGGAGGACAAUGUUGCUAGCGUGAACGUCCGACAGCUGAACACGUUGUGCCAGCGUGCCUUAUGGCGCUACGUGCAGAAGUGGGAUGCACGCGGGAAAACCUCGGAUAAGCUGUAGAGCGCUGAUUCGAAGCAUUUACGUAGUUGUUUCGUGUUUGUAGAAACAGUGUUCCUAUCGUGCCAUAUCUGACACUUUAUAAGCACAUGACACUUUAUAAGUACAAGGUACGCGUGGAAGUUCCGGUAUCCCUUCAAAGCAUGCAAGAAAUGGGCGGUUUGCCCGGGCCUCCAGGGAGGAGUAACUGUUUGGUCACAUUUGUGUUUUUCUUCAUGGUGUUUUAUAAUAUCUGCCUUAUUGUAAAUAACCACAUUAGUUUGUGCUUUUGUGGCUCGGCUUUUAUGCAUUUCGACUUUAUGUCGGUGUACGGAAGCAUUAUGUUUAUGUUCCUGCGGCACCGCCUUAUGUGUAUGUCUUACAUAUCUAGUCCCAAAAUGGUCUUUUGCUGUUUUCCACAGUCUGACAUUUAUAGACUUAUUCCGGGGCAUUAACAAAGAACUGCGUACCAAACUGCUGCGUAGCAAACUGCAAAAUUUAAGGGAAGUGACCCCCGGUACAAGGUUUUCAAAUUAAGGGUACUGUACAUACACACUUUCGCGCAUGCCCGAUCUCCCAGGCACUUUUUUGCAUCGCUUUGUUGUAUUGUAUGCUGUGGCCAAAUGGUAUGCAUCGUAUAUGUUGUUGUGAAAACCGUUUGUGCGCGCAACAUCCGACUGGGAAGUUAUGGGUGAAAUUAAAUUCCGAACAAGCUUAAUUGUUCCAAAACAAGAACCGUGCCACGUUAUAAUCCAUCGGACCGUCCGGUUCUCAGCUGCAUCUAUAUAAUAAAGGGGUGAAUGUUGUAUAAGGGUAUACGUAACGAUGAUGGAAUUCAUAUUGCUUUAGUAAUCAGCCAGCUUAUGAGCCUCACAUUUUAAAACAUAAUAAAACAAAGUAAAACACUAAAAAGUAGAACGUGGGACGGUCAAUGUUAUGGAAAACGCACUUCCCGCUGUAUUCCAAUGCUGACUCGCCGCAGCAAAAACUCGUAAGAGCGUCACUUCCCAGUGGCCGUGUGCCCAGAUCGUGUAGAGGUUUUAGACAUGCAGGGACAACAACGCCGAAAUUCCUAAAAGCUAAAGAAACAACCAUGUAAUCGUUGGCUAGAUAUUCAUAUUUCCGGAUAUUUCCGGCGCCUUCCUUAUCGGGUUUUUGGGCUGCUUCUCCUGCCUGCCUUGGUACUGCUGCUGAUGACAUUUGAAAAACCAACUGUGUCCAGUCCAGUGAGUCCACCCAUGUCACUUCCCAAGCCAGUCGUAGUUUGUUUCUUUAAGGCAAAUGUGACACACCGUCUGGCCAUCGAUCAUCUACGAUGUUGGUUUCACUGCAGCUGGUUUAUUAACGGUCACGACCUCACUAGCAGAGAGACUGACUACAACAACAAGAGCUUAUUGAUUCAACCGGCAUUGCUACGCCACGUUAACGGUGUAACCUAGCUUCUCCCAAUAACUUGACUGAAGAUGACGAAAGACGAUGAAAGACGAUGAAAGCGUCCGGCACUCUUUAUACAAGGAAAGUCAGACACGCGCGAGCGUUUUACGUACUCUGUUUCCGGUUAAAUCCUACUGCGCCGGCUCCGACUCUGGUCACUUAACGAAUCUGCAAGUGACAGUAGUCAUUCGACUGUUCUAGGAUGCAUGUCUAGAUUGAACAAUUCCGCAAGGAUCGUGUGUCAUCGCUACUAUCUUUUACCAACACUUUGCAGAAGGAAAGCAGACAGUGCAUGAUUAAUGAUCAUGCUGGCCUGAGGAGAGAACAAGAGUUACAAGGUUUGAUCACAACGUUUUGAUCACAACUUGUGUGUAUGAAUGCACAAAUCUGGCCGAGUAACAUUUCUGUUAAACUUUGGAAAUAUUUUCCAAAGCCAGCGGGCGGCCAGAAUAACGGUAAUAACGGUAAUUUAAACUCAGAUCACUGAAAUCUAGAACGAACAUCAGAUGUAAUCGUAAACGCCUGUUAUCUCAAGUAGCCAUUAAAUUGUGUAAUAUCAACGGAAUUUCAACUAAAUCAGAAGAAGUAAAAAUGUUUUGCACAGGUCAAGAUAUUGUAGGUCUGACUGAGACCAAAGAUAAGCCUGGGUUGCCCGAUAAGCUAUUUAGAGACGGCAGAAUGUUUAAUGUUUUUCGUCGAGAACGUAUCGGUAGGUCAGGUGGUGGUGUUGCUCUAAUUGUCAAAAAUGUUUGGCUGGACAAAGACGGUCGGACCUUGAGAGAGAUGACAUUGAAUUUGUUGCGGUUGAGAUUAGCAGUAUUAACGUAAUUGCUGGUGUAUUUUAUGGCUCCCCUGAUAAGAUUGCGGAAAUACUACCACGUUUUCUUGAACAUUUGAGCGAAAAGUUUGUCGAAAACGAUAUGCAGCGGCUUCUACUGAUGGGGGAUUUUAAUUGUCCCAAAAUUAACUGGCAAGCAUUAACGUCAAAUACUGUGCAUGGACAGCAUUUGUUAAAAUCGUUAAAAGAAUUUAAUCUGAAACAAAUUGUAACUUUUCCG